Anopheles gambiae (African malaria mosquito) is the source of this 6438-nucleotide messenger RNA. It is a transcript of the gene TTLL5, whose product is annotated as tubulin polyglutamylase TTLL5. Gene Ontology annotation, biological process: microtubule cytoskeleton organization; protein polyglutamylation. NCBI's taxonomy places the organism in Eukaryota, Metazoa, Arthropoda, Insecta, Diptera, Culicidae. The transcript has 5 exons. Gene Ontology annotation, cellular component: cilium. Gene Ontology annotation, molecular function: tubulin-glutamic acid ligase activity; tubulin binding. The record is from RefSeq and is a predicted model, not a curated record. Bases 972 to 4247 code for a protein of 1091 amino acids.
UUAGGUUAGCCAGUCAGACCACGAUACUGGUCGGUGGGAGAAGCACCAUCGUUUCGUGGUCAAUUUCGCGGUGAACAGUGUUGUUUGGAAAGCCAGAAAUUAGUACGAGUAAGAAUGCCAUCAUCGGAUGGACCUAUUUUUUGGCUUUGGGGCUGCUUUUGCCUCUGUGUUUGUGUGUGUGUGUUUAUUGGAGCCUUUUUGCUUGCGCAAAUUAGUGGUUACGGUAGCAAGGAUUUCUAUUAUUGCCUAAAUAGGGUCAGCUGUGCUCUGCAAACUAUAUUGGGCAAAUAUCUACAAUGAGUAUCGAAUACGGUGGCAAUACCUAACAAAAAAUCGUUCGAUAAGUAAGGAUGUAAAAAGGGAGACCCGUAUCGGUGUGUUCUAUCGUAAAGUAACAAAUGAAACUACUUAGUUGAUUUUAGUCAACAAUCGCCGUACUCGCUUAGAGGUAAAAAGUGCUCGCGUGCGAAAUUAGUGUUUGGUGCGUAGUUGUACGAAUGUUGGAUUAUCCAUACCCUAGUGCAGUGUGAAUAAAAGAGUGAGAGAGAAAUCCGCCUGUUUGUCGCAACAAUCGACCUUGCCCAUUACAUUUUGCUGAACCUUGUGCCCACUAGGCAGUGGGCUCGCGACUGUGUCCAGUCGGUAUAGGUUGUCAACUUCCAGACGCAGACGCCGGCCUCCAGGUCUUGGGACGAAAUGUUGUGUCGCGGGCAGCACCAAAUAUGGCAAAGCCGUCGCCGUUAUGCUGUCGUCGAGGACGGUGCAACAUUGCCACCGUAGAAACUCCCACCCCGACUACACACGGCGGGCUUGGAUCCGUGGGCUGUCUGCCGCAACACAAAAAAACACACCAAAACCUGUAGAUACCAGCCAACGAAGAGUCUGUUUUUUUUUUUGUUUUGCUCGCCGCGUGUUCGAAGUGCACCGUCGACGACGUGGGGUCGGGUUCCCGCCGAUUCGACCAAGGGAACAUGAACAACUUCCAGCGCCUCAGCUUGUACAAGCGGAAACUAAACGGGUACUCUAGUUUGGAUUUAUUCGUUAUGCCUAUAACAGACAAGCCGCGAUUAAAUCACUCACAAAAUGCCAAAAAAAACAUACCAACUACACCCAACCCAUGGGUCAUCGGCGGUCCACCGGGUGGCAAAGACGCCGUUCUGGCAUUUCGUACCUACGCUCUUUCGCCUGCGGCUUCUGAGAAUGGCACGGAUCUGUCUCCCGGGGGCAGCCCCUCUGCCACACCAUCGUCGGACGCUACGUCCAGCUCGUGCCCAACCGAUCCUGUAGCUACCGGUAGCGCAACAACCGCUCGGCUGGCCGAGCUAAAGAGCGCAACCAAAUCAUCCACCGCCACUGCCACCCAUUCUUCACUGCCGAAAAAUUUUAACGUUCAGCGAAAAACGCGCGGAACGGCACCGAGCAGAAGCAGUACCACUACCGAGGACGAAGAAGACGAGGAGGAUGGCGAAGAUGGAGAGGAGGAAGACGAUGACGAUGAGGAUGAGGUAGACCAGGAUGAGGAAACUGCAGCACGGGAUGUAGACGUGCAGGACGAGGAGAUCGACGAGGAAGAAGGUGAGGGUAACGACGACGAGGAGGGUGGAGAUGAAACGGAUGCCGGUACAACGUCGCAAGAGGAGUCAAGUCCUGCCAAGGGCAAGCCGUCUGUCGGCGAAGCGACGCGCACAAAUAAACCUAAAAAACGCCAACUCGAGUCGUCCUCCUCGUCCAGCUCGCUCAGCAAUGCGUCCAUGUCGAGCGUAAAGGGAGGCUCGGGAGACGAGAUUGACACGGAAAUGUCGACCUCCAAAUCGGAACCCUCGCUGGCGAUGGCUGCGCUGGAUAAGAAGCUGGCCGCCCAGCGCAAGCAAAAGGAGGAAAACAAGGAGAAUCAGCAAACAGCGCCGUUGAAAACGGAAAUGCCUGCCGCCCAGCUUAACAUUUGCUACAAGUUCAUCAACACCGAGACGCGACUGCUGCGAAAGAUUUUGAAUGCGCACGGCAUGGGCGAGAGUGGCCCGGAGUGCAAUGACUUCAAUCUGCUGUGGACGGGAAUACACCUGAAGCCCGACAUAUUGCGCAAUUUAGCCCCGUAUCAAAGAGUGAAUCAUUUUCCUAGAUCCUACGAACUGACCCGCAAAGAUCGUCUGUACAAAAACAUCGAGCGGAUGCAGCAUCUUCGGGGCUACAAACAUUUCGACAUUGUUCCACAGUCAUUUCUACUGCCACAGGACUACAAGGAACUCAUAGCAGCGCACAACAAAUGCCGCGGUCCGUGGAUCGUAAAACCGGUUGCAUCUAGCCGAGGUCGUGGAAUUUUCAUUGUAAACUCGCCGGAUCAGAUAUCGUCGUUCGAGCAGGUCGUGGUGGCAAAGUACAUUUCCGAUCCGCUUUGCAUUGACGGGCACAAGUGUGACAUACGCAUCUACGUUGCCGUGACCUCGUUCGAUCCGCUCAUCAUCUACAUCUACGAGGAGGGUCUGGUCCGGUUGGCGACGGUCAAGUACGACAGGACGGCAGAAAACCUCUGGAAUCCGUGCAUGCACCUGUGCAACUACAGCAUCAACAAGUACCACACCGAUUACAUAAAGUCGAGCAACGCGGGCGAGGAAGAUGUCGGGCACAAGUGGACACUGAGUGCGCUGUUGAGGCACCUCCGCAGCCAGGGCUGCAACACCGAGCAGCUAAUGCUCGCGAUCGAGGAUUUGAUAAUCAAGGCAAUUUUCUCCUGUACGCAACCAAUCGUGUCGGCAUGCCGCAUGUUUGUGCCGCACAUUGGCAAUUGUUUCGAGCUGUAUGGGUUCGACAUCCUGAUCGACGAUAUGCUGAAACCGUGGCUGCUGGAGGUGAACCUCUCGCCGUCACUCGGGUGUGAUACGCCGCUCGAUACAAAAGUGAAGGCUUCGAUGCUGACCGAUCUGCUCACAAUGGUGGGCAUACCGGCCAUCAGCCCGCUGCAAAAGGCGUGCUACGAUAGCAAGGGCCAAAAGAUACGCAACCUUACGACACCCUACCGGCGGGUAAACUCGGCCGAUUUUGUGCACACCACCAGCGGACGGAAGGAAGGUGCUGGAACCGGUGGCAGCGGCCAGCAGCAGCAGGGAAAGGGAGACGGUGGUGGUAAGCUGCAGACGACGCUGAGUGCGCUGACGGCGGAGGAACUGAAGAUUGUGCGCUUUGCGCGUUCCCAGUACGAGCGACGGGGUGGUUUUGUAAGGAUCUUCCCAACAAGCGAUAGCAUGAACCGGUACGGAUCCUUGCUGGACCCAAUCACGGGCAUUCCCACGUCGGCCAUCACGUCUUCGAGCAGUGGUACUUACCUGAUGAUCAUUCCGCACAACUACAAUCAAAUGUUGCACUCGCAGCUGUUUCCACCUGGUAGUGAAACUGAAAAUCGCAUUGUCCAUCGCAUCCAGAAGUACGAACGUGCACUGGAAAGCUCGUUACCGAUUACCAUCGGCCCAAAGCACGCGGCCCCCAAAUGUGUCGAUGAGGCGAAGCGGCUGCGAUUGCAGGUGCGCAAACUGAUUGAGAACGGGCACGAAAUGAGCAUUCUGCAAGCGAGGCGUGCUUUUGGCUUCUACCUGGAGUACAUCCUGAAGCGCCUCUCGUCCGAGCCAAAGCACAGCCACGAGGAGCUGAUCAUGAAGUUCUUGUAUCGCGUCGGGGCGCACAUGAAGACGCCCUUUUUCUUCCGCAACUUUGGAAAUAAGGCACUGGGCAAAGAUCGUGGCGCUAUGGUAGCGAAGCAGCUGGGCGAUUAUCUGCAUUUGUACAACAAGGAAACCGAAUCGUACGUGGACGUGUUUGACAUCGUCGGCAUGCUGCCGAUCAAGCUGUUCGACGAUUUCCUGAUGCAGGCCGGCGAGGCGGAUCUCGAGUCCGUGCUAACGCUGCACACUAAUCUCACGCAGCAGAUGCCGUUCCUGUACAGUGGCUGCUCGACUAGCGUGCCACCGGCACCUCCCAUCCCGGUUGGUGCGCACGGGUUCCUGAAAGCCCUGCCCAGCAUGGCACCGGGCGGUGCUAACAAGGAGCUCAUCCGGUUGGAUCCGUUCUAUCGACGCGUUGAGAGUAGGCUACCGCUCGGUGCUCGAGUAAGUGGACUGUCCGAAGUGCGCGGAGCGGGCGGUGCAGGGGAAUCGAAAAGCUCGGCAAGGCUCUCGCCCAUGAAAAAGAAACCUCCGAUCGGGAGCAUGGUGAAGUCUUCGCGCGAGCGAGAGCAACGUUCGAACUGGCUCUAUUGAAUUGACGCUAGCGGACGUUGCGUUGUAGACUCGUAAGGGCAUUAUUUAUUUGUUGUAUGUUGUUUUAUAUUUUAUGUUUAGUCGAAUCAUGUGUGCUUUUAGUUCGUGCUAGUUGUAUUGUUUUGUAAAUGUUAUUGUUGUAGGUUUUGUUAUUUUUUUUAUAUGAAUAUUAUCAUCACGCAACAAAAUGUAUUGCUUAGCUUCAGCGAAAGCAAAAGCACGACAGCAAAACUCAAUUCACUCAUAUGGUUUUUCUAAAGACGGCUGAUAGUAAUGCUGGUCUCAUUUAACCGGAUCGUUUUAUGAGCUACAACUUUGGAUUAAACAGCACAAAAAAGGAAAGAUUUCUCAUUAAAAUUGAACGAUCAUUUCAUGGCAGCCACACUGAAAACUAUUGUUGGUGCAUAUAGGCGGCCGUAGUUAAUCUGGGUGGCAGCUAACACUGGCUCGCCCCAAAAACGUCUAAAACGUCUAGUCAUGUAUUCCAAAAAUGGUGAAAUUCGUUCGAAAAAAAAACAAACAAACAAACAAUACAAUUAACAGGCUGCGUUGUGAUUGAUGCCGGUUGAGCUAGUGUAGAAAACUGCAACAUUGGCAAAGCGAAUACUGAACCUGUACCAAAAACUGAAUUAGCGAGAGGGCAAACCGAAACGAAUGAAACACAAAUGCAAAACAUUACCCCUCGAUUGUGAUAUGAAAUGAUAUAAGAUACUCAGAUGCUGCUGAAUGGAUGGAUCCACAAACGAACAGAAUACAAACUAGUGCAACAAAUGACAUACAUUUAAGCAGUUCAAACGUAUUCCGUCAUAUAUGAAACGAAAUCAAGUGCUUUUUCCCUCGUCACUCGCACAGGAGUUUUAAUGUGUUUUAGCCAGGUAAACUAAAAAUACAAAACAAAUCAAUGUUUCAACAAACAAAAACAAACAAAUGCAACGAUUGUGAGGCCGUUAAAUGAAAUGCUGCUUUUUAAGCGGCUAAAUGGAAAAGUAAUAAGCACAAAAUACAAAACAUAGUAAUAGUAAUCUACCUUUUUGGGAGAGGAGGAGUAAAAAUUAUUAUACCGCAAGCGUUCAUUGUGUGCUCCCGAUGGGCGCAAGUUUAGAGCUAAAAAGCCAUUGCUUAAUAGUAGUAGAAGUUUAAACUGAUGCCUGCUCACUGAUUCGCUUGUUGUAAUAAAUAGCCAGCGAUUUAAGUUUCGGUGUGCAUUGAUUUUAAAUCGUUAGCUUGGCUUGAAAAUAGACACUCUUUGUAACGAUACGAAAGCUAUACGAUGCGUGUGAGCAUGUUUCGAACGUUAUUGGGCGAUCGCCCCUUAAAUAUGCACAAUUUUGAAACAAUUGUUCUUCGGCAUGCGUAAUUAAAUAAUACAAAUCACUCCGACACACACCAAUAGAGAACUCCAAAAAGAAAACCAGUUAACCAAACGAGCACCGUGAGUGAGUGUGCUCAGCAGAAUUUACAAUCAUUAUAGAGCGCUAGUGAUAUAAAAAAAAAAUCCGGGCCUGAAGAACAGGAAGAGUUUCAGGGCAGCAGCAUAUAUACACGGCACAAACCCUGUUGCUUCGAACAUACAUUUUAAGCGUACAUAAAACAGCACAACAUUUUGCAAUACUUAACGUUUGAACGAGUAAAUGGUGAUACAUGGUGAGGACUUAAUAGUGCAGCACAAACAUUAUGGUGGAUAAUGCAAAUGUGAGGAUAUUACAAACGCACCUAGCUCGCUGAUAAGCUUUGCUAUGGGUGAUAAGCAACAACAGUUGGAUACCGCACAAAUUUUUAACAUAUUCUUAAGUUUUGUAAUGUUUUUUUUUUGUAUUAAUAAUAUUAUUUUAUUGCAACAUGUGGCGCUCACUUACGGACUUGUCUAAGAGUAACAGACAUUCAUACGUUCCGGGUGCAAAGUGUAUCGGAUUAGAGUGCACAAAGCCGGUGCACACGAUACAGUCGUUGAAGCAAAUAUGUGUAUAAGCCGAAGCGAAUGGUUUUCCUAAAAAUAAAUCCUAAAACAGCAAACAGGAAGAGUUUUUUGGUAAAUGAACCGAUAAUAGGAGAAUGCUUUAAACUAUCCAACACAUUGAAGUUUUUUCCAAUCUUUUCAAUAAUAAAAUAAAAUGCCGGUAGGUUGUUUACAGAAAAAAAAUCCUUAUAUUUGCAACAGAAUCCACAAAAUAAACUACCAAUUCAAAAAUGA